AUGGCGAGCGGCGACGCCGCGCCCGCGGGCUCGGGCUCCGGCUCGGGCUCGGGCACGGUGCUGCCCAGCCGCCUCCAGGAGACCGAGAAGCUGCUGGCCGCCACCGAGGGCCGGGAGGGCCUCCGGGGCUCCAAAUCCUUCACGGCCGCGUUGGCCGGCGAGGCGGAGCGCAACGGGCACGGGCUCUCCUACAAGUCGGUGUCGGUCGGGCACCUGGAGGCGGCUCCGCUGUCGCCGUCCCGGCUCAGCCUGGGCAGAGCCUCCUCCACCGCCACCAGCACGGCGGCUGCCGACCAGGGCCGCCCGCGGGACUACCUGGUGCUCGCCAUCUUCUCCUGCUUCUGCCCCGUUUGGCCCAUCAACGUGGUGGCCCUCGUCUUCUCCAUCAUGUCGCGGAACAGCGGGCAGCAGGGGGAUGUGGAUGGAGCCCGGCGCCUGGGCCGCAUGGCCCGCCUGCUCAGCAUCGUCUCCAUCGUGCUGGGGACCAUCAUCAUCGUGCUCUACGUCUCGCUCAGCGUUCGAGUUUCCUAG
Messenger RNA from Lagopus leucura (white-tailed ptarmigan), 531 nucleotides. It is a transcript of the gene TRARG1, whose product is annotated as trafficking regulator of GLUT4 (SLC2A4) 1. The transcript is spliced from 3 exons. Bases 1 to 531 code for a protein of 176 amino acids. Lineage: Eukaryota; Metazoa; Chordata; Aves; Galliformes; Phasianidae. Gene Ontology annotation, cellular component: membrane. The record is from RefSeq and is a predicted model, not a curated record.